AUGAACGAGAUAGAGGCGCAAGCAGUGGAGCAGUUACGACGAGAGAACAGCGACCUUCUGUCAGCGAAGUAUGGGCGCGAUUACAAUCUGUUGCGAUGGGCUCAGGGAUACGAAUUUGAUCUCGAAGAAGCGUCGACACAACUACGGCGCCAUUUGAAGUUUAGGAAAUUCUAUGAUCUUGACAAUGCGGAUAAGAUCCCUGAGCAUGACAUACUAAAGAAGUACUUUCCGAUUGGACUAGUCGGCGAAACUGGUAAGGAGAACACUUUGCUGGUGAUAGAGUGCGCCGGUCGCAUAGAUUUUGCCGGAAUUCUGAAGUCUGUCCAGAUGUCCGAUUUUCUCGUUCAGAGAUUCCGCCUUCAAGAGAAAAUGCUUGCAGCUAUGAACCACCUCGAAGAAAAAAACAAUAAACAGGCAUCGGUGGUUUAUAUCUUAGACCUCGAAGGACUCAAAUUUGAUGCGUCCUUGCUUAGUAUCGUCACAGGUAUGACGAAUUGCUAUAGACGUAUUUCCUCUUAUAAAACAAAACAACUUGAAUAG
Angiostrongylus costaricensis is the source of this 540-nucleotide messenger RNA. The record is from the annotation of a GenBank genome assembly. Lineage: Eukaryota; Metazoa; Nematoda; Chromadorea; Rhabditida; Metastrongylidae.